This is a messenger RNA of Chrysoperla carnea, 1569 nucleotides long. RefSeq names its product galactokinase-like. Gene Ontology annotation, cellular component: cytoplasm; cytosol. Bases 115 to 1287 code for a protein of 390 amino acids. The transcript is spliced from 7 exons. Gene Ontology annotation, biological process: galactose metabolic process; carbohydrate phosphorylation. Gene Ontology annotation, molecular function: galactokinase activity; ATP binding. Lineage: Eukaryota; Metazoa; Arthropoda; Insecta; Neuroptera; Chrysopidae. The record is from RefSeq and is a predicted model, not a curated record.
AGAAGUUAAAAUAAUAAUUUGACCUUCAUUUGAACUAAAAGUUUGAAUUACAUUAAAAACAUUGUUAUAAUUUAAGUUUAAAAUUUAAAUUAAGUCAAUUUCUAGAUAUAAAUCAUGACAAGUUUAGAAAAUCCAAGUCUUCAACAAUUAGUUAAGGAUGCUAGAGAAUUAUUUGUGAAAGAAUUUAAUGCGCAACCCACAGUGGCAGCAUUUGCGCCUGGUAGGGUGAAUUUAAUUGGUGAGCAUACAGAUUAUAAUGAUGGUUUUGUUUUACCAAUGGCUUUACCUUUGGUAACAGUAGUUGUCGGACGACCAGUUGAUGGUAACAUAGCAUCAGUAACUACCACCGACCCCACCGUUGAUGAACCAAGAAUAGCACAGUUUUCUGUCACACAAGAAAAUUUAAAACCUGAGCUACCAAAAUGGGCAAACUAUAUAAAAGGGGUGGUAGCACUAUAUCCAACACAAGUUCAAGGCUUUGAAGCUGCAUAUACAUCUAGCGUACCGGUAGGUGGUGGGUUAUCUAGUAGUGCUGCUAUGGAAGUAGCUACUUAUACAUUUUUAGAAGCUUUAACUAAUAAACCAAAUAGUUCCUCCACAGAAAAAGCGUUAAUUUGUCAGAAAGCAGAACAUGAAUUUGCCGGUAUGCCUUGUGGUAUUAUGGACCAAUUUAUUUCGGUGAUGGGCAAAGAAGGACACGCAUUAUUAAUAGAUUGCAUGGAUAACACUUCCAAGGACAUUCCCUUAAAUGAUCCAAACCUUGUUAUCCUAAUUACAAAUAGUAAUGUUAAACAUGAAUUAUCUGGCAGUGAAUAUCCAACAAGAAAAAAGCAAUGUGCAGAUGCCGCAAAAUUAUUAAAGAAAAAAUCAUUACGUUUCGCCACUCUAGAUGAUAUUCAAAAAAAUUUAAAAGCUGAUCCUGAUAUUAUCAAGCGAGCAAGGCAUGUUAUCUCUGAAAUUAAACGCACACAAGAUGCUGCCCAAGUAUUAAGAUGCAAAGAUUACAGAAAAUUUGGAAAAUUAAUGAUUGAAAGUCAUAAUUCUUUACGUGAUGACUACGAAGUUUCAACACCUGCAUUGGAUAAAUUGGUAGAAAUCGCCUGUGAAAUACCCGGUGUAUACGGUUCCAGAAUGACCGGUGGAGGUUUUGGUGGAUGUACAGUAACUUUGGUAACCAAAGAUGAUGUCUGUAAGGUAAUAGAAAAUGUCAACAGUAAAUAUGACAAAAAGGCAUCCUUUUAUAUUUGCGUUCCAAGCAAUGGGGCAAGAUGGAUAGGAUGUUUUUAACAAUUUAAAAAAAAAUGUAAAACUAGAAAGAAAUUGUAAAUAUCUUUUAAAAAUAAAUUUUAUCAUCUUUAUUAUUAUUGCAGUUACAGUCCUGUACUCUUUACACUCAUAGAGGCAAAGAAAAUUGAAUAUACUUCAAGUUUUUGAGUAUAUAUAGUGACAUAUGGUUUAUAGAUGUGUUUCAGGGCAAUAUAUUUCCUUUUUUUUUUAAUUUAAAAUUUAUUUCCUAGUCCAUUGUAUGCAGGCAAAUAAAAGAUGGAUUUGUUAAAUUAAAAUAUCAUU